CUGGCAAUCUGGCGGGCUGCCGCAGCCAACUUCACGGGAGACGCACCGAAAACAAAACAGAAAAUUGAGGGAAUCAAAGAAAAAACACUCAAAAUGAACGUCGAUCUGCGAUCGUACUCGCGUCACUGGUUAACCGAGUUCAUCGAGCAGUACCAGGAGGAGGAGUGCCUCUGGCAGCCAAAGCACAAUGACUACAGCAACCACGCAGCGCGCAACAAAUCUUACGAUCGACUGGUGGAGAAACUUAAGGAAGUGGAGCCGAAUCCGGAUCGGGCGAUGGUCGUGAGGAAAAUCAAUUCGCUACGCUCUGCUUUUCGGCGCGAAUUCCGCAAGACGAGCAGCAAAAACGACUACGAAACCCGUUUGUGGUACUACGACAAGCUGCUAUUUAUCGCCGAGCACAAACCCAAGCGCCACGAGCUGGGCAGCAAGCCCAAGCGGGAGCUGCAGAUCAGCUUCGACGACGAGGAGUCCAUGGAGUUCGAGGAAGAAUCGCAUCACACAACCACACAGUCGCAGCACAUCGACAGCAUUGUGCCCGCGUCCUCAGACGAAGUGGAGGAGAUCCCAGCCACGGCCAGCAACGUGGUGGUUAGCAGUCAGGGUGCCACCCUCAGCACCAUAUCAGUGACUCCAGCGGAAUGCGUGGCUCUCGUCAAGAGCGAGGAGCAUCAGGCUCACGAAGCGGCGGCGGCUGCAGCACAGGCGCACCAGCAGCUUGUGGCACAUGCGGCGGCUCAGACUUCCAUAGCGGCGGCGGCGACACAGGGUCAUGCCGUCAAGGUUCUGGAGAUCACAUCACUGGACUCGAACUCCCAGCGCGAGAUCCAACAGGCUGUCAACUCCCUGGAACAGCACCAGCAGCAGAUGCACCUUCAGCAGGCCAACGGGCACACCCAGAUGCCCACCAUCCAGAUAGGACGCGAUCAUUACCAGCCACUGUUUGGCAACGCCAGCACGACCGCAUACACCACGACGGCGCCAACGUCACAUCGGCACGAUGAUGAGUACGACGCCAUUGGCGUGAAUGUGGCCAGCAAGCUGCGCGCCAUCAAUCCCACGCAGCGGAUCAUCGCCGAGAAGCUGAUCAGCGAUGUCCUGUUCAAUGCCCAGCUGGACAACCUCACCGUGAACUCAGCCCUCACGCAGUAAUCUCAAUUGUAUUUAAAGUUAGUAAAGUAGAAGUUUCUGUGUCUGUCUUAAGUAGCCUGCAAAGUGUAGUUUCUGUGUCUGUACUAAUCUUUUUAGUCGGUCUGUGUCUCGUCCCCCAAACCUGGCCGGCAUUUGCCGCCUGGCCAGUAGUUGAUUGUACCAUACCGUUUACAUGUAGUUUUAAUUUAUCUAUGCAAUAAAUAUAUUGUAUUUCUUAAGCUCA
Messenger RNA from Drosophila kikkawai, 1375 nucleotides. RefSeq lists its product as uncharacterized. NCBI's taxonomy places the organism in Eukaryota, Metazoa, Arthropoda, Insecta, Diptera, Drosophilidae. The record is from RefSeq and is a predicted model, not a curated record.